This is a messenger RNA of Pocillopora meandrina, 10754 nucleotides long. Lineage: Eukaryota; Metazoa; Cnidaria; Anthozoa; Scleractinia; Pocilloporidae. The record is from the annotation of a GenBank genome assembly.
AUGGCUAAAGAAAGAAGUCCAAUUAAGGUUCCAUCUGAAAAUGAAGACUUACCUGACAAAGAAAAUGCUCCAGAUUUUGAUGAGGACACUUUACGAGGUGAGCUAGGUUCAACUUUGGCUUCAGUCAGUGUUCAAACAUUUUCUAUUCCACCAGUUUCAAGAAUGUAAGCAGAUGUGGAGAAUGAUAUUAAUACACGGCAUGACCACCUUAAAGUAUGUUUGGCCAGUCAUGACUCUCUUCUAUGAUUACAAUAUGCUGUUCAUUGACUGAGAGGAUCCAUGACAUAUUUGUUAUUUUCUUUUCUCAAAUUUCAAAGCAAGGACACAAAGUUAUAAUAAGUAAAGACUUUAUUUGAUCAUCAUAUAACAUUCAUUUUGUAAGUUUGCAUCAUAAGUACCAUCAUCAUCAUCAUCAUCAUCUUUCCAUUAUAUUAUGCAACAUUAAAUUGAAAGUUUCAGCUUCCCCUAAGCAACCAAUUUCCAGUAGAGUGCAAGUGUUAUAUCAUUGAAUAUGGAGGUGUUUAACCCUUGACACCCUAACAUCAGUAUCGAUAUUCUCCAUACUAUUCUUUGUAUGUUUCUUGUGGUACUGAAAAAAAGAAUUCAUUUGAAGAUCAAUGCUUCAUAGGUUGGUGAUCAUUUCCUUUAUUCUCAUGAGCUUAGUGAAUGAUUCAGCAGUAUUACUCCAAGCUUUUCAGGGGAUGGGUCAAGUCAGGCAGGUGCAAAAGUGGCAGCUGGCACUAAAGAAAAAAUCUACAGAUUUUAAAUCUCCAGAUCUUGGCAGCUCUGCUUAUGCACUAAUUUACUACAACCACAGGUAAUUAUUAACUACAAGCACAGACUUUGACACAAUUUUUUUUAUUUUUAUUUUUUCUUUGCAGCCACAGCUGAUGUUUAUAGGAAUGAGGGUAAUGAGGCCUUCAAGAAAGGAGAUUUCAUCAAUGCUAUUCGUUUUUACACCAAAGGAAUUAAAAUGAACUGCAAUGAGAAAGAACUGAAGGCCAAACUGCACAACAACAGGGCUAUUGCACAUUUUAAACUUGGUAAGAUGAUGAGAGCUUUAAUAUGCAUUUUUUUUCUAUUUUGAAGCUAUUGAGUUGUCAGUAGUAGUUUUCUGAAAAAGGUGAUAAUUUUGAAUGCAUGCCCGGAAAAAUUUAGAUCUUAUCUUGGCCUCUCAAAUAUACAAAGAAGUAAUCUCUUACCCCAGAUAUCAACGAGCAUCACAAGUUUUUCUCAAAAUUAUAGUAAUGGUAGUUGGUUUGCAACAUGUAUGGCUAAUCAGGUAUUUAUUUCAAUAACAGGAAAUCACCAGGAUUCACUAAGGGAUGCAGAAGCAGCCAUUGAGUUAAAUCCAACUUUCCUUAAGGCAAUUGUGAGAGGUUAGAUAUGUUAGCUGUGUUAUAAUAAUAAUAACAAAAGAACUCAACACUCUAAGGUUAAAUGAGGUUAAAUGGAGUUCAAUCUUGUCUCAAUUGACUUUAAUUAAGAGGUCGAGACCACCCUGAUGUACAUUUGAAUCCAGCUCUUGACUGCUAUGCCAUUACUUUCCAUUAAUCAUGAUAAGAAUAUUGUUUUGAACGGGAUGAAGAACUCAAUGUGGAAUGCAAAGUAAAAUUUCAGCAUGAAUAUUUUAGUUCCUUAAGUCCAAUGAGUCACAGGUGUCAGAUAUGUUAAGAGCGUGUCCACGAGAGCACCGGGCAGUCGUGCUCCAAGCCAUCUCACCGAUUUCAAUGAAACUUUGGCAGUUUAAAGGGUCUACCCCAAAACUCAAAGAGACAAACUGGUUUCUGUUUUGGUUCUUCCAGGGGGGGAAAGACCACCCCCGGUUUUUCUUGGUUUUCACCAAGGAAAUCGCUUCAAAUAGGUAAAAUGUAUGAAGCUCUCACGGCGAUGGUCUCUAACCGAUUACUUUGAGGAUUUGCACACAUAUUUUUACAUCCUUAGUUAAUGUCUGCUGCGAGCAUCAGUCAGUUUGAUCGAUGGCUUGUCAAUCAAAAGAGGCAAAUAUACGACUUUAGUUUUAGACUUUUCGAUUCAUCCAAAUAUUUGACAACUUUGAGGUCAAAUAUCUCCCGUUUCCAGAAAGCUACAACACUAAUCCUAAUUCCCCUUUAUAACCCAUCAUUUCAUCUCUGAAAAUCAUCAAAAAAAUCUUUGGGCACUACCGUAUUUUUGUCUUGGAUGCCUUUUAAAAUCUGCGACUGUGACAAGUUUCUCUCAACUACACCUGUCACGCAAUUCUUGCUCUAGGCGGUCACUUGACAAAAUAAACCUACAUUUUUUAGCUCUUUAUACAAGAUGAUUGAUCAAGAAAGGUGAAAAAUGUGAAAAACUUUCGAGGUAAUUUGUAGGAAUGGAAAAUUUGACGUUUAGAGAGAUGCAUGUAAACGAAAAAUCAAUGAGAAAAUCGUAGCGUUUCUUUCUUCAGUCGUUUAUUACUUUGAAGAUUUGCUAAAAUUAGCAGAUAUGGCUUUUGUACGGCACAAAACAUUCAUUAGUCUAUAAUAUGAUUGUUAAUCAUCAUCAUUGCUCAUUUUAGGAGAUUUUAAAGUCACAUGUUGCGUGUUGGUUGAUAUUACUAAUUGUUCCAGUGUGCUACAACUUCGGCUUUUACAGACGAGAAAUUCUGCGCUCUCGCUCGAGAGCAAAUAUCAAUAGUUCUAUCGGAAUAAAAACUGUGCCUCUAUCCCGAAAAUAAAAUUAAAAUAGUGUUGUCGUUGUCACUUACCGCCAUAGAACAUUUCAAUGCAGAACUCCGCUAAACUAACAUCUGUUGUGUGACCCGGCGAAGACUCUUAGUAGGAAUUAUUCAAGCGCGUUGUUCAUGCUGUCUGCUAGAUAACAAUUUCAGAAUAAUCUGCAGAUCUCUAUGAUUAUUUGCCUGCUUCGAUCGUAAAAUAUCUGCAUAUUUUUUUCAAGCAUUCUAUUACUACACAUAAAUCUACAUCUCUCUAGAUCGAGUGUUGCCGGCGUUUAAUUGCGUGACUUGUAAAAUUUUUAAAUAAGGAUCUGAGCCAGCGGUAAUUUGACGAGUAGCCUUCUUGCAAAUUUACCUUGAUGAAAUCCCAAGACAUAGCCAGUUGUUUUCGUGAGCAAAGACAAUAAAUAUCAGAGAAAAGUGAGGUCUCUCCUUAUCUUCUGCCUUGUUCGGUCAGUUUCGAAUUCAGAAGCUUGAUCAUUGGCAUCGGCCUUAAUCAUAGAGGGGGACCUCAUCAAUAAACCAAUUUUUGUUACGGCAGAAAACCGGCUGAAGUAUCGAGCGAUUUGCUGCUGUAUCAACCGGUCAGUCUUAGACAACAUUUCUGGCUGGUGUCGUCUCUUAAACUCGAUAUUUGGGAAAUCACAUUAGCGGCGGUUGCCUCACUAGUUUCCUCCCUUGUCCAGCACACGUCUAGGAGAUAAUUGUCUGCUUUCUGAGAAAAGGUAGCUGUUUUUUGUGUUUUCCAAUGAGCCCAUCCAAAGUCCUCUUGGCUAGUUAGGGGUUGUUCGUCAGAAUUUUUACCUGAGGUCCGACCUGAAAUGUAGCCAUCCCCUAUAGAAUGGCAAGCCGGUCUUAGUCCAUUUCCUCUUGAUCUUAUCCUAGGCGGAAUUUUUUUCUCGGCUUCUCUGUGUUUGUCUUUGUCAGGAUACAUCCUUCUUUUAGCAAGAAUAUCUGGCUUUCUUGUUCCGUCUAUGACGGAUUGGGUAUAGUUCUCGCGAUGACCCGCGUUCAGAAAUCUGUGCACGUUGCUGAUAAGCACCCGCUUCUACGACUAGUUUGCUGAAAGUUUCUAAUGUGAUGAGCCUAGUGAGAUCCUGAGGUGCUUCAAACUGUGCCAGUUGGUCUGCGCUAUAAACUUGUCGCAGUUCUUAAGUCAGAGGGAGGAUCGCCCACCUCUAUCUAUGUGAGCGCUUCUACAAUACCUGCGUAUCCCUAGCAAUCAUAUGAUAUAAAGUUCAUCUCAGUCACAAAUCACCAGUUAGGAAAACUGAUAUUCAGAUAAGCGCUCUUCUUGCCCUUCUCCUUAUUCAUUGUCGACUCUAAGAUAGCAGCUACAGUACGCGUUCUAUUUAGGUUUACAGUCACCUUGCCGCCACCAGCUUUGAUUUCUUCUGCCAUCUGCAGAUUCAUCUCUCUCUCUCUUUUUAUGUCUCCGAUUUUUAUGAGGAGGAUACUGGCAUUUACGAACCCGAAGGUCUGAAUCUCACACCAAGUUGUGCACGAUAUUUGAGGUACAUCGUGAAAUGGCGGCCUUCGUAAUCUCCAAAUAAGCCACUACGCGCUAGAAUAAGCUUCAUCUCGGACGAAACGCAUGUUUGGGAUACAUCGACGUCUCUCAAAUGUUUUUUUUAAAGCUGUAUACCCACAAAUUUAGAGGUGUGAGCUGUUGCCGUCCCUGGCCAGCGCGAGAAAAGUAACAUUUGGUUGUACAGUUAGUUGCAAAUGAACAAGACAACUGCACCAUCUUGACUUACCAAUUCGAGUGUUAGAUUGAAUUGAGGGCUUUUUAGACACUCGAUUUCUUAUAUGGCAUCACUAUGAAGACGUAAUACAACUGAUACACCUACACUGCAUAGGAUUAACAAUGUCUGUUGUGCUAUUGUGAGAAGGAGGAAAAUAUUACCAGAAGUGUACGCUCUUUUUAAAAAGAGUUUCAGAGACGUUUCAGAGAUGUCUAUCUUUGAUCGGCUGUCACAAAAAAAUGAUCCCCACUUAAAUUUACUAGGAAAAAUGAACUUACCAACUGCUUGUUGAAAAAAUUGGAAUUCAUUUGACCGAUACGCCGGUUGUUUCAAUUUUUCUUUUUCCUCGGGCUGCUAUGAAACAGUUCAUAAAUUGACUAAUGAAUAAAGUGUUUUGAAAUACCGUUCGGGAUUUGCCUUUUUUUUCUGCGUGCAAAUCAAGGGUAGACAAAGUUUUUAAAACAUUUGACUAGAAUUUCAUGGAGUUCACCUCGAUAAUUCUCGUCGGCCAGAGUCAAGACGCGCCAAGCUGAGCGACAUCGCCCUCCAGUAAAAAAAUUUUCAAAAGAAUAAACGUGGCGAGCGCGAGGAAACGCACAUUUUUUUCAUCAUUGUGAUCAAAGCCCAAUGAUGUACCUAAAUUGGUACUUACAGUAUCAAACCAUUGAUUAUGAUAGGGUGAGCUCAGUUUUUCUGUCGAGAUCGAUGUGACUUCACAUUAAAAGCAUUUUUGACGGAACAAACUACACUGCACGAACUGAGAAAGUAAAAACUUGUAUUUAUCUCCCACGCGUUUCGUUUGACAAUAGUAGAGUUCAUCAAGGAUUUUUUCAAGUAGGGUAAAUAAGCUUGCUCAUAUACAAAUAGUAAAUAAGUUGUCUCUUUACUAUUGAAGUCAGUGGAUAGAAUACGCCAGGUGCGCCUACGGUGUUAUACAUGCGUGACAUUUUCCGGACGUUACACGUACGAGUACGUGAUCCGUCUAAGGGUCAGCCGAAGUUGUUACACUCGGGAACUUGUACGUCAACAAGCAGGCGACAUGUGACUUUAAAUCUCCUCUCCUGUUACAGUUUCCUUAUUGUAAACUGUGCGAUAAUGAUAAUAGACGAUCAAAGUAUAGGCUAAUGAAUGUUUUGUUCUGUACAAGAGCCCUAUGUCCUGAUUUUAGCAAAUCUUCAAAGUAAUAAACGACUGAAGAAAGAAACGCUACGAUUUUCCCAUUGAUCUUCCGUCAACAUGCAUCUCUCUAAACGUGAAAUUUUCCAUUCCUACAAAAAAUCUCGAAAGUUUUUCACAUUUUUCACCUUUCUUGACCAAUCAACUUGUAUAAAGAGCUAAAAAAUGUAGGUUUAUUUUGUCAAGUGACCGCCUAGAGCAGGAAUUGCGUGACAGGUGUAGUUGAGAGAAACUUGUCACAGUCGCAGAUUUUAAAAGGCAUCCAAGACAAAAAUACGGUAGUGCCCAAAGAUUUUUUUGAUGAUUUUCAGAGAUGAAAUGAUAGGUUAUAAAGGGUAAUUAAGAUUAGUGUUGUAGCUUUCUGGCAACGGGAGAUAUUUGACCUCAAAGUUGUAAAAUAUUUACAUGAAUCGAAAAGUCUAAAACCAAAGUCGUAUGUUUGCCUCUGUUGAUUGAGAAGCCGUCAAUCAAACUGACUGAUACUCGCGGCGGCCAUUAACUAAGGAUGUAAAAAUAUGUGUGCAAAUCCUCAAAGUAAUCGGUUAAAUACCAUCGCAGUGAAAGCUUCAUACAUUUUACCUAUUUGAAGCGAUUUCCUUGGUGAAAACCGGAAAAAACCAAAACAGAAACCAGUCUGUUUUUUUUAGUUUUGGGGUAGACCCUUUAAACUGACAAACUUUCAUUGAAAUCGGUGAGAUGGCAUGUAGCACGACUACCUGGUGCUCUCGUGGACACGCUCUUAAGUCACUAUCUAGCUGUUUUAAAAAGAAGGAUCAGGACUUACCUAACUCUUAGUGUUUUUGUGGGAGUUGUUGAUCCCAAUUUAAGUGUUCUUAGAAGUUUCAGUUGUCUGUAAAGCUAAAUAAAUUUAACUGAAACCUAAUAGGGCCUGUUUAUUCUUUUCCGUUGAGUUUUUUUGUAUUGUUUUGUUGUCUCUUUUUUUUUUCUUCCCGGUCUGUAAUGAUUUCAAUGGUUUCAGGUUCUUUUCUCAGAAUUGAGCUACAGUAAUAGUAUGCUUCUUUGUGUUGUUGCCUACAGGAGCCACUGCUUGUGUUGAAUUGAAGAGAUUUGAAGAAGCAAUCACUUGGUGUGAUAAGGGACUAGCUGUAUCCUUUGAAGGAAUCUUUCAUUUUUAACCGUGGGUAUAAUGGAAAAAAGUUUCCAUAAUUUGAUGUUUCAAGGGAGAAAAUACAAAGAAGGGUAUUAAUUAUGAUGGGAACUUGUCAGCUCUUAUACUUUAAGUGUGUGUGAUUAAAAACAUAGGAGAAGUUAUUACCUCAUGACUUAUUAAUGAAAUUACUCCUUUUAGCCAAUUUGACUUAGUUCUACUAUCCAUGCCAAUAACUGGUACAUUAGUUUAAAUAACCCUUAAAUUCCCAGACCAAAUUUGUAAUUAUCCUUACUGUCAACCAUACAAUUCUUGUAAUGUUAGUACAGAGAAUUCAGUAUUGCAUCAACUAAUUAUUUUGAAAUUGAUAUAUUUUUUUUUACUCUCAACACUUAUCUGAUUGAUAUUGUAUUGCUAUUGUAAGGAGAAAUUCUCUUUUGGUCACUCACGGGAGUCAAAGGGUUGGAAGACUAAUAUUCAUCCAGUUUAUACAUAGUACUUGGGUAGAUGAUCUCUCUAAGACAAGCCAGAACAAAAAGCUCUGUAAUGUUUCUAUAUCUUAUGCAGAUUUUCUUGCCUUCGACCUUUUGCCUCUACUUAGAGACUCAGAAACUUUCGUUGUGCUUUCCUAUGGACAAAUAGAAAUUUUAAAGACAUGUAUUUGUGUUGUAGACUCAUUUUUUCCACUGCUGUGAAACAUUUGUCUGAUGUUAAAGCUAUAUUAAUUUAAAAAUUGAGCAAGUGCUGCUCAGUUUUUGAAAACUAGGGAUUAAAUCUAGACAUUUCGCGUUAAAUUUUGAGGCUGCACACAGAAAAAACAUUUUUUGAAGUGUAGAUUUACUUCAUAACUGACUUUAAGACUGAAUGUUGAUAAAUCAUCUACCUUUAAUGCAAAGCCCUCCUAAUGGGCCAUUUUAUAGUUGUGUACUUAGUUGCCAAGCCUUUGAUUUGGAGUGAGGCUGAAGGUGACCUUGUUGUGAUAGAGACCAGUAUCUAGAAACGAUAAUAACAAUGUAGUUUGCAUUUAAAAAGCAGCAAUGUUUUUAUCGUAACAAGGUCACCCUUAAUCAUGGCUCUUGUUCAGAGGUUUGGGAACCAAGCACGCAAAUGUUAAAAUGGACUAUUACAUAUCAAUAUGAUCAGAAACAUAAUCUUUUUUGUUUUUUCCACAUUUUUAACCCUUAACAUAAAAAAGAUUGACAAAAACAAUAGGAUCUUGUCGUCAUUAAGACUUCAGUCUGUCAGUGAAGUGGGAGAUAAGUCCAUGGAGGAAAAAGAUCCUAUUAGUCAUGACCACGGUAGUGCAAGUUCAGGUGAUGUCAAGAAAGUCAUAGAUCACCAUAAUCAGGGAAAAGAAGCCAUAGAGUACCUCAACCUACUUCUUAAAAUAGCUAAAGAAGAAGGAGACAAGCAUGGGGAGGGUACCGUUUAUAACAAUCUUGGCAAUGCUUAUUUUAGUCUGGGUGAUUUCAAAAAAGUCAUAGAGUACCACAACCUACAUCUUAAAAUAGCUAAAGAAGUAGGAGACAAGCAUGGGGAGGGUGCUGCUUAUGGCAAUCUUGGCAAUGCUUAUGACCGUCUGUGUGAUUUCAAAAAGGCCUUAGAGUACCACCACCUAGAUCUUAAAAUCGCUAAAGAAGUAGGAGACAAGCAUCGGGAGGGUGGUGCUUAUGGCAAUCUUGGCAAUGCUUAUUACCGUCUGUGUGAUUUCGAAAAAGCCAUAGAGUACCACAACCUAAAUCUUAAAAAAGCUAAAGAAGUAGGAGACAAGCCUGGGGAGGGUGUUGCUUAUGGCAAUCUUGGCAAUGCUUAUUUUUAUCUAGGUGAUUUCAAAAAAGCCAUAGAGGACCACAACCUAGAUCUUAAAAUAGCUAAAGAAGUAGGAGACAAGCGUGGGGAGGGUAACGCUUAUGGCAAUCUUGGCAAAGCUUAUGGCCGUCUGGGUGAUUUCAAAAAAGCCAUAGAGUACCAAAACCUAAAUCUUGAAAUAGCUAAAGAAGUAGGAGACAAGCAUGGGGAGGGUGAUGCUUAUGGCAAUCUUGGCAAUGCUUAUUUCAUUCUGGGUGAUUUCAAAAAAGCCAUAGAGUACCACAACCUACUUCUUAAAAUAGGUAAAGAAGUAGGAGACAAGCAUGGGGAGGGUGUUGCUUAUGGCAAUCUUGGCAAUGUUUAUAUCAGUCUGGGUGAUUUAAAAAAAGCCAUAGAGUACCAAAACCUAAAUCUUGAAAUAGCUAAAGAAGUAGGAGACAAGCAUGGGGAGGGUGUUGUUUAUGGCAAUCUUGGCAAUGCUUAUGCCUGUCUGGAUGAUUUCAAAAAAGCCAUAGAGUACCAAAACCUACAUCUUAAAAUAGCUAAAGAAGUAGGAGACAAGCAUGGGGAGGGUAAGGCUUAUGGCAAUCUUGGCAAUUUUUAUGGCAGUCUGGGUAAUUUCAAAAAAGCCAUAGAGUACCACAACCUACAUCUUAUAAUAGCUGAAGAAGUAGGAGACAAAUCCUCUGAGGCAAUGGCCUACUGUUCAUUAGGAUUGGUUUUUGAGUUUCAAGGUGGACUGCCAAAAGCCGUUGAACAUUACCAAGCUAGCAUAAACUUAUUCAAUUCCUUGAGAGCACUUCUAAUAUCUAAAGAUGAGUGGAAAGUUAAUUUUCGAAAUCAGUAUCAAAUGGCGUAUACGGGUUUGUGGAGAGUUCUCGUAGAACAAGGUAAUGUAGAUGAAGCCUUAUUUGUUGCUGAGAAAGGACGAGCUCAAGCUCUGACCGACCUCUUGGAAUCCAGUUUUUGUGGUGGAACAAGUCACCACAAGGGAGAAGAUGAAGAUUGCGCAGUUUUAAAAAACGUGCCAUCAAACACUGUCUUUCAGGCAGUGGACAAAGCUAACGUCAAUCUUUGGGUUGUGUCCGAGGGAAAACAAGUUCAGUUAAGACAAAGUAAACUCAAAGGUUUUGUUUCAGAGAAUAGUGGAUCUAGCCUGUCCUUUGAGUCGUUCAUGCUCGGUGUCUAUACACAACUUGGUGUUUGUUCUAAUGUGAGAUGCGAGAAUCGAUCUCUAGAUGCUUUGAGGGAGGGCCGUUCGAAAGUGGAUGAGAAAACCAAAGAAGCCAAGCCUCAACCUCACAUCCAACAAGACGGAUGCUUGAGCACUUUGUAUGAUAUCGUUAUGAAGCCGGUGGCUGACUUGAUUGAAGGGGAUGAGCUACUCAUUAUUCCUGAUGGACCCCUGUGGAUCGCUCCUUACGCUGCAUUGAAGGAUGGUAAUUCUAAAUACCUGUGUGAAUCGUUCACAAUCCGAGUCGCUCCAUCGUUAGCAAGUCUUAGACUCAUUGCCGAUUGCCCAGAUGAUUAUCACAAAAGCAGUGGUGCGUUACUUGUAGGAGAUCCGUGGGUAUCCGAGGUUACUAACAGCAAGGGAAAGAAAGUCUUCGAGCAGCUUCAGUAUGCUAAAAAAGAAGUAGAAAUGAUUGGAAAAAUUCUGAAUAUCACGCCAAUCACUGGCAGUCAGGCCACGAAACGUGAGGUGUUGAAAAGAAUCAGUUCCGUUUCCCUAGUUCACUUUGCGGCACACGGAUGUAUGGAAACUGGCGAAAUUGCUCUUACACCUGACCCAGACCGAAUAUCUACUGUGCCAACGGAGGAGGAUUACAUUUUAACAAUUGGAGAUGUGUUGAAUGCUCAACUUCGGGCCAAACUUGUUGUGCUUAGUUGCUGCCACAGCGGCCGGGGCGAGAUCAAGGCUGAAGGUGUGGUUGGCAUUGCACGCGCUUUUAUGGGGGCUGGUGCUCGGUCUAUUGUGAUGUCCCUGUGGGCGAUUGAUGACGAGGCUACUCUUGAGUUCAUGAAAUACUUUUAUCAACAACUUGCAGGAGGUAAACCAGCUAGCGAGUCACUGAACCUGGCCAUGAAAAGCCUCAGAGAAUCAGACAAGUUCUGCGACAUCAAACACUGGGCGCCCUUUUUGCUGAUUGGAGAUGAUGUCACUCUUGACUUCAUGGCAAAGGAAAGAGAAAAUUUGAAUAUGAAAUCUCAUAAAUGA